Ilyonectria robusta is the source of this 3606-nucleotide messenger RNA. RefSeq lists its product as uncharacterized. Bases 217 to 3384 code for a protein of 1055 amino acids. Gene Ontology annotation, molecular function: protein binding; mRNA binding. Gene Ontology annotation, biological process: regulation of transcription by RNA polymerase II; transcription elongation by RNA polymerase II; regulation of DNA-templated transcription elongation. The transcript has 3 exons. NCBI's taxonomy places the organism in Eukaryota, Fungi, Ascomycota, Sordariomycetes, Hypocreales, Nectriaceae. Gene Ontology annotation, cellular component: DSIF complex. The record is from RefSeq and is a predicted model, not a curated record.
AUGCACACCCUCAAUGGCCGCUGUUUAGCCGAGAGCCAGCAGAAGCUCUGACAGCAUCGGGAAACUUUAGCUAAGCGUGCCUGUUUCUUUGACAUCUACAUACGCGCUCUCGUCUUCAUCUUUCUUCAUUCAUUAAUUUUCCCUCCGCCAUCAUUUGACGUUGCCUCGCUCUGUCCGCGACUGCUGCCUCCCCGUGGUGGCUCCCCCAGAGACAAGAUGGCUUCGUCGAAUGACCGAUCGCGCUUUGAAGACUCCGAAGACGAGGAGGACUUUAACCCUGCCCCGGCCGACCUGUCUGACGAGGAAGCUGGUGACGACGAUGCCGAUCAACAGUUAAGAUCGGAGGCGCGCGGAAGUAGCCCUGCUCCUCGUCGUGAUGCCGAUGAUGAUGAGGAGGACGCAGAGGAGGAGGAAGACGAUGUCAGGCGUCCUGCCGCUGCCGCUGACGACGACGACGACGACGACGAGGAAGACGACGACGACGACGAUGAAGAUGACGUUCAACAAGGGCACCGUCGCAAGCGUCGCCGAGACAGGCGCAAUGCCUUCUUCGAUAUCGAAGCCGAAGUCGACGAUGAAGAUGAAGGAGAAGAUGAUGAGAAGGAUGGCGAGGAGAUUGGAGACUUCAUCGAUAACGCCCACAUUGACGACAUGGUCGACAGCGGUCGGAACGAUGAUCGACGCCAUCGCGAACUCGAUCGCCGCCGAGAGAUGGAGUCCAGCAUGGACGCGGAGAAACAGGCAGAAAUCCUGCGGCAGCGUUACGGCAAUCGCAGAUCUGCAAAGGGCUUUGGCGACGCGUCGAUUGUCCCCAAGCGCCUCCUGCUGCCCAGUGUCGAUGAUCCAAGCAUUUGGGCCGUGAGGUGCAAGGAAGGCAAGGAGCGCGAGGUCGUCUUCUCAAUUAUGAAGCGCAUUGAAGAGCGUGCCGGAACCAAGGAUGAGCUUGCCAUCACUGCUGCUUUCGAACGUGGCGGUAACGAGUCCGUCAUGAAGGGCUUCAUCUACGUGGAAGCCCAACGACAAACGGAUAUUCUCAAGGCGCUUGACAGCAUGCUCAACGUCUAUCCGCACUCGAAGAUGAUUCUGGUCGAAAUCAAGGACAUGCCUGAGCUUCUCCGUGUCACCAAGACGCCAACCCUAGAGCCAGGCGCCUGGGUUCGCCUGAAGAGGCCAGUUAAGCACAGCGGAGACUUGGCGCAGGUCCUAGAUGUCACCGAGAAUGGCCUAGAGGCAAGGGUUCGGUUUAUCCCUCGACUAGACUACGGUGUGCGCGACGAUGCGCUGUCAGUCACUGCUGAUGGAAAGCGCAAGAGGCCUUUCGGCAUGUCAGGCCCGAAACCACCACAGAGGCUCUUCAGCGAGGUAGAGGCCCGAAAGCGCCACCCGCGCCAUAUUCAGGGCAAUCCCACCACCAACACUUGGUCGUACAUGGGCGAUGAAUUCGAGAACGGCUUCCAGGUCAAGGAUGUCAAGAUUCAACAGCUUGUGGUUACCGAUGUGAACCCAAGUCUCGAGGAGGUCACCCGAUUCGCUUCAGGCGCCGAGGAUGGUACGGAAAAUCUCGAUCUCAAGGCCUUGGCUGCCAGUCUGAAGGAUAGCAACACCCUGGUUACUUACCUUCCCGGCGAUAUUAUCGAGGUGUACUCGGGCGAGCAGAAGGGUGUGGUUGGCAAGGCGACCAGCGUUCAGGGAGACAUUGUCACCAUGUCCGUCACGGAGGGUGAUCUUGCCGGCCAGACAAUCGAGGUGCCUAUCAAGGGACUGCGCAAGCGGUUCAGAGUCGGUGACCAUGUCAAGGUCAUUGGAGGGAGCAGGUUCCGGGACGAGGUGGGAAUGGUGGUCAAGAUCUCCGAGGAUCGCGUGACCCUCCUUACAGACCAGACCAACACCGAAGUCACCGUCUUCAGCAAGGAUCUUCGCGAAGCCAGCGACAUUGGCGGACAGGGAGCACUAGGGCAAUACGAGCUCCAUGAUCUAGUGCAGCUUGACCCCACAACCGUUGGUUGCAUUGUCAAGGUAGACCGCGAGUCGCUCGUGGUCCUUGAUCAGUUCGGUGAUACUCGGCAGGUGAUGCCUUCGCAAAUCGCCAACAAGCUGCCCAAACGAAAGCAGGCCGUUGCUGCAGACCGCGACGGCUCUGAGAUCCGACUCGAGGACGUGGUGAAGGAGUUUACAGGCCAACAGCGACAGGGAAAGAUCAUUCAUAUCCAUCGAUCAUAUGUCUUCCUUCACACAAAUGACAGCAAGGAAAAUGCAGGCGUGUUCGUCACCAAAGCAAGCAUGGUCAACACUAUUGCUGCCAAGGGUGGGAGAGUCAGCGCUGCCUCAACGGGCCCCGACCUGAACACGAUGAACCCAGCGCUCAAAAUCCACAAGAACGGCGCCGAGAACAAGCCUCAACAGCCCAUGAAGAUGUUCGGUCGGGACAAGGCCAUCGAGCAGACUGUCAUUAUUAAAAAGGGAGCCUACAAGGGUCUGCUGGGCAUUGUCAAAGAUACGACGGACACACAUGCGCGUGUCGAACUCCACACCAAGAGCAAGACUGUCACUGUGCCACGCGAUAGCCUCGCAUUCAAGAACAGGAUGACCGGAGCCACGAUUGAUAUCAACACGCGCGGCCGAGGUGGUGGCGGAGCGGGCCGAGGCGGAGGCGACAGAGUGCCAAGUUGGCAGGGAGGUUCUCGAACGCCAAUGGCCAGUGGCAACUCCGACCGAGUGCCCGCUUGGGGAUCACGAACACCUUCGGCGAGUGGACGAACACCGGCUUGGAAGGCUCAGGACAUGUCCGGGGCCAGGACGCCGGCUUGGGCAGACGGCUCACGGACCGUCAAUCCCUACGACGGCAGCCGCACUUCAUAUGGUGCCGGAUCGCGCACUCCUGCCUGGCAAUCCGGAGCGAGAACUCCGGCUCCCGGGGACGCUUUCGGCGCUGGAUCUCGAACUCCUGCGUAUGGUGGUGGUGACAGCUGGGCGUCGGGCUCCAAGACUCCCGCGUACGGAGCAUCCGCUCCCACUCCAGGAGCGAGUGGCAACGACACCUGGGGUUACACGCCUGGGGCUACUGGCUCGUCCAACCCGUACGAUGCUCCCACACCUGGCGGUGCUCUCCUUGGAGCCCCUACUCCUGGUGCGAUGAACGCUCCCACGCCUGGGGCCUACUCGGCACCAACACCUGCGGCGAACGCGCCCACUCCGGGAGGCUGGCAGGGCGGUUGGGGCGCUGACUCUGCCCCAACGCCGGCAGCCGGAGCUCCCACGCCAGCAGCAAGUGGCUUUGCGGGAUCGGGAGGCUACUACGGGGCUCCAACUCCAGCCGCCUAUGGAGGAGCACCCGAGACUCCUGCGGCAAGUGGGCCGAGGUAUGCGGAUGAAGACGACGAUUGAUCUGCUGGUUGAAACGAGGGGCUACUCUGGCCAAGGCGGAGGAUGCGAGGCUGCAUAUUGGCGUUUUGAGGAUUGUAUAAUAGAAUCAGUGUACCAGACGAGCCGUCAGAUCUUUGGAGCCGCGGCCGUCUUCCAAAAUGAAUUCAAGGUCGAUUUAGUUAAUAGGCGCUGGCCACUGCCAGUAAGCCAUAUCUUGAAAUUUGAUAUUCGCCAGUAAAAUGC